AGGAUCUGUUGCUAUGAGAACAGUACAUAUUUGGCUUCGAGCAGCUUUAAAGUAUCAGAUAAUAUGAUAUGAUAUUUUAUAAUAUGAUAUUUUAUAAUAUCGUAUUAACAUCCCCGAACCAACUUGGAUAUAUUUACAAACAUUUAGACCACCAUUGGCUGAUUUGCUACGCAGAUAUUUAGACUUAUGUGCUUUUUUCAUUCAUAUCACCAUCCUACAUUUGUCUGUUGUAACAUGACUGACUUCUCCAUUGUAUCUUGUGAGGUUUUGUUUAUUAGCACAGCCACAUUUAGGCUCCUACAGUCGUGUUAGGAAACACGCAGCUCGUGUUGUUUUGGGUCGAUGUGGGAGGUGCAGGGGGAGGCGUGUCGCAGCGUAACCAUCACAGCAGAUCUACAAACGCUGUGGAUGUACCCUGUUCAUGUGCACGGUGGUGGUAGACUGUUUUUAGAUCACUUGGUGCGCUUGAUUUAGCUCUCCUGACGUCCUACCCAAAAUGUUUUCACCUCGCUCGACCUACUAGCUCGCUUGUCCUCUACAUGGACUGCGUCUUUCAAAACUCUCCACAAACCGUGGCGUCAACAUGGACCGUCUCGUUUCAUAGUUGCGGGCUCGGUCGUGCUAUCAGGUUACUCGCAUGGCCGGAGCAUGCUGCAAGUGUCCGGUGUCUCUCUCCGUGCUCAGGCGUUCUCUCACGGUGGCUCCGCGGGGCUGCGGGUCCGCUCCUCCUCGGUCCCACCUUCUGGGCUGGAGGCUGGGGGAGCGGGGCCUGCAGGAGGCCGCCAGACCCUCCAGUGCGUUUAGACCUGCGGGAGUUUACCGACACACUGCCCUUCUCUGUGUCUCCUGUCAGGAGUCCAUGAGCGAGAGUCUGCGGACCUGUUACCUGUACCUGAACCAGACCAGCCGGAGUUUCGCAGCUGUGAUUCAGGCUCUGGACGGAGAGUUAAGACACGCAGUUUGUAUCUUCUACCUGGUGCUGCGAGCGCUGGACACCGUGGAGGAUGACAUGAGUAUCCCUCUGGACAAGAAGGUGCCCAUGCUGAAUGAUUUCCACACCUACCUGUACCAGGAUGAGUGGUGCUUCACAGAGAGCCAGGAGAAAGACCGACAGGUUCUGGAGGAUUUCCCCACGAUAUCACUGGAAUUUAGAAACCUUGCCAAGGAGUACAGAGACGUCAUCUCGGAUAUCUGCAACCGUAUGGGAGUGGGAAUGGCUGACUUCCUGGAGAAGAAAGUGGGAUCCAUGAAGGAGUGGGACCUGUAUUGCCACUACGUCGCUGGUCUGGUCGGCAUCGGUCUGUCUCAGCUGUUCUCUGCGUCCCAGCUGGAGGACCCCGAGGUGGGCCGGGACACAGACUUGGCAAACUCCAUGGGCCUGUUCCUCCAGAAGACAAACAUCAUCAGAGACUACCUAGAGGACACGCAACAGGGACGUGCCUUCUGGCCACAAGAGGCCUGGAGUCAGUUUGCAGGUCAUCUCGAGGACUUGGCCCAGCCAGAGAAGCUGGACUCGGCUCUCUCCUGCCUCAACCUGCUGGUCACUGACGCUCUGAGACACGUCCCGGAUGUCAUCGCGUACCUGUCCCGCCUGCGAAACCAGAGCGUCUUCAAUUUCUGUGCCAUUCCACAGGUGAUGGCGAUAGCGACGCUAUCAACAUGCUACAACAACCCCAUGGUUUUCCAGGGAGUGGUGAAGAUCAGAAAGGGACAGGCCGUCACACUCAUGAUGGAAGCCACCAACAUGAGAGCAGUGCAGAGCAUCAUUGCCCAGUACAGCCAGGAGAUUUUACAGAAGGUCUCUCUCACUGACCCAUCACGGGAUAAGACCCUGCACAUCCUGGCUCUAAUCAGAGAGAAGUCGGCUCUCUCCCAGUCCAGCCUCCCCUCCCGGACCCACCACCUGUCGCCCAUGUACCUGUCUGCUGCUAUGCUGCUCGCCGCCCUCAGCUGGCAGUACCUCAGCACUACAGCUGCACAGGCACAGGACACUGGAGACAUGCAGGGACAGUAAACACCCCCCCUGCUACACCUUUCCUUGGAAUCCACAGACUCAGAAAGCCCCCCCCCCCUUAGCCCACUCUGGAGGUCCAGUUCUUCUCUGACUGGAUGAAACUGGAUCACCUCUGUUCACUUCUUUACUAUCAGAGGACCUUGGACAUAGGUAGACUAUGGAGGUCCUGGUAGCAGACUGCUCUCAUUACUUUAUGUGGUAGUGGUUUCUAGAAGUCCAUCUUGCAUCUGGAUACAUUUCUGACAAACACUGUGGGGUGGUUAUGUUCACCAGCAAAAACGGCACAUUGAAACAUUCACAGGGUGUUUUCAUGGUUAAUGUAAAUCGUGUCGUAUUGUGUGUUUUAUUUUGUUCAAUUUGUUAAAAAAAAAGUCUGACCCCAUAAAUUGAGUGGAUAUAUAUAUAUUUAGAAUAUUCAAAUAUUUUAUGAAAAGAAUAACAAAUUUAAUUUUCUACAUUGACUGCAGACAUUGUAAAAUGCAGAACAAGCUAUUAUUAUUUUGGUCAAUUGUUUUUUCAAAAAGCUUAAUCUUGAUGUGUCAAAUCUUAAACGAACUACAUAUUCCACUACUUGUGUUUCUUUAGGAGAAGCAUUCUGUAACACCAGUGCACGUUACAGUAACUGCACUGUAUGUAAAAAAAAACCAAAAAAAAAACAAUGACAGUGUACAUUUACAGUAGAGCUAAAUUUUUUAAACACUGGUGUCCGUGUUCUUUCUGUUUCUACACUUUGACCUUUGAAAUAGGACAAAACGAAUGAUGUGCAAUUCGGAGGUCGUUUUCACAUGGAUUCUUGAAGUGAAUAAGGGAGAACAAAUGUAUUUUCUUAUACAUUUGAUAUCUGAAAGAAACUGUUUAUUUAAAAUGCUAGCUAAAGUGUCCUUAAAAGAGCUUUGGGGAGUAGAAAGGCUAGCACAGAGUAACCUUGUACAGAACCAAAGGAGAGAUACAAACAUUGCUAUGUAAUGUGACAUUUUGAUUUGUACAUAUUUGAACAAAUAAAGACGUGGAAGAAUCUUAA
Molecule: messenger RNA, 3035 nt
Organism: Labrus mixtus (cuckoo wrasse)
Lineage: Eukaryota; Metazoa; Chordata; Actinopteri; Labriformes; Labridae
Gene: fdft1
Product: farnesyl-diphosphate farnesyltransferase 1
Exons: 7
Coding region: 638-2014 (458 amino acids)
Biological process (GO): cholesterol biosynthetic process; farnesyl diphosphate metabolic process
Cellular component (GO): endoplasmic reticulum membrane
Molecular function (GO): squalene synthase [NAD(P)H] activity
Source: RefSeq, a predicted model, not a curated record